Molecule: messenger RNA, 608 nt
Organism: Papilio polytes (common Mormon)
Lineage: Eukaryota; Metazoa; Arthropoda; Insecta; Lepidoptera; Papilionidae
Gene: Pfdn6
Product: prefoldin subunit 6
Exons: 1
Coding region: 135-503 (122 amino acids)
Biological process (GO): protein folding; chaperone-mediated protein complex assembly
Cellular component (GO): prefoldin complex; cytoplasm
Molecular function (GO): protein-folding chaperone binding
Source: RefSeq, a predicted model, not a curated record
CCUACUAAAAAAAAGUUGACAUAUAACCUAAAAAUUUUCGACGGAGUAAGUGGAAGAAAAUCUGUUUGUAAAAAAUCUCGUAGAAUUUAAUUUGAUACGUUUACGAACUCUACAGCAGUAUUUUUUGAAUAAAAAUGGCUGAAGAAAUACAGAAAAAGAUGCAAAAGGAGUUGGAGAUAUUCAGUGGAGUACAAAAAGAAUUUAAAAAAGCCGUAUCUCAGAAACAACAGUUAGAUAGUCAAUUAAAUGAAAAUAAAGCUGUUAAAGAGGAACUCCUGUUGCUUAAGAAAGAUGCAGAAGUAUACAAACUUAUCGGUCCAGUAUUGGUUAAGCAAGAUUUGGAAGAAGCUAAACAAAAUGUCAACAAACGAAUGGAAUAUAUCACUAAAGAAGUAAGGAGGACGGAAGGACAUAUAUCGGCUUUAGAAAACAAACAAGACGCAAUACAGACUAACCUUAAUAAACUGAAGAAUAACUUAGGAAAUUUAAAAAUUUCUGCUUAAAUUUUAUUUUACUAAAAAUCUAUUUAAAUGUACUAAGUUAUAGCGUUGGCUUUUUACCUAGUUUGGUUUGUACGAAAAUUUUAAUAAAUUUACAAUGUACUAUAA